AGAGCAGUAGCCUUCGUAGGUGUCUGUUAAUUAAUGAUAAAACGUUUCACAGAGGGCAGAGUAUUUAUUCCUGCAGUCUGCUUUUACUACACAGCAUUUGUUGGCCCGGGAGGGAGAACACACAAUGACGGAACUUGACGGUGUCCAGCUUAAAAAUGUUACUAACAACAAUGGAAAUGGAGUGGACAACCCAGCUUUUGAAAUAGAGGCAGACUACAUUAAUGAUAAUAACAGCGUCAAAGGCAGGACUCGGACUAGAAAGGGAUUGGGAUCAUACUUGAGCAACGUUGCAAAACCUAUUAAUGCCACAGAGGAUUACAUCAAGGCUCACUCAAAAACCUUCAAAUAUGUUGUUUUGGCCAUACUUGGAGCAGGUUAUGUGGCAUACUUUAUUGCAGCCUGUGUUUUGGAUUUCCAGAGGGCCAUCGCUAUUGUAGUCCUGACCAGUUUCGCUGUUGUGGUCAAAUCAUACGAACUUCUGAAGGAGUACAAGGGAGAGAGCAUUAGUCAAUGUUUCAGACCUGCAGUUAGAUGCUUUAAAUCUAACUCAAAAUGGAUAAAAUGGGUUUUCAUCUUAGUGGUUCUGGCCCUUUUUGUGACAUGGCUCGCCUUAGACACAAGCAAGCGCCCAGAGCAACUUAUCUCAUUCGGAGGUGUGCUUAUGUUCAUCCUGCUGAUAUUCCUGUUCUCAGCACAUCGGACAGAGGUAGCAUGGAGGCCUGUGUUUUGGGGUCUUGGGAUGCAGUUCUGCAUCGGCCUUUUUGUCAUAAGGACACAACCUGGACUCAUAGCCUUUGAGUGGCUGGGAGAACAAGUGGAGAUAUUCCUUAAUUAUACCAAAGAAGGAUCAAGAUUUGUCUUUGGAGAUCAACUGAUUGAGAACAUUUUUGCCUUUCAAGCUUUGCCAAUUGUUGUCUUCUUCAGUUCAGUGAUGUCUGUCCUAUACUUCUUGGGGGUCAUGCAGUGGCUUAUUUUGAAGAUCUCAUGGGUUAUGCAGAUAACGAUGGGAACCUCGCCCACAGAGACCUUGAGCGUUGCAGGGAAUAUAUUUGUCGGACAGACUGAGGCUCCGCUGUUGAUUCGCCCCUAUCUGAAGGACAUGACUAAAUCUGAAAUUCAUGCUGUUUUGGUUGGUGGAUUCGCUACAAUUGCAGGCAGUGUCAUGGGGGCAUUCAUCUCAUUUGGGAUUGAUGCCUCCUCCUUGAUAUCAGCCUCUGUGAUGGCUGCUCCUUGUGCCUUGGCCAUGUCCAAACUGUCUUACCCAGAGACAGAGGAGAGUCCUUCCAAGUCAGAGCAGAAUAUCAAAGUGGAUUGUGGAGAUGAACAGAACAUUUUGGAGGCUGCAAGCAGUGGAGCAUCAGCUUCAAUAGGUCUUGUUGCAAACAUAGCAGCAAACUUGAUUGCCUUCCUUGCCAUUCUUGCCUUCAUAAAUUCAGCUUUGAGCUGGCUCGGAGGUAUGGUGGGGUUCCCAGAAAUCACAUUUCAGCUGAUUUGCUCUUACGUGUUCAUGCCUGUAGCCUUUAUGAUGGGAAUACCAUACGACGAGGCUUUCAUUGUGGCUGAACUUAUUGGCACAAAACUCUUCCUCAAUGAGUUUGUGGCCUAUGAGAAGUUAUCUGAACUGAAGCUUAAGAGACUCAGUGGUGAUUAUGAAUUCAGUGAUGGAGUAAAACAAUGGCUAUCUGUCCGAUCAGAAAUAAUUACCACUUAUGCACUUUGUGGGUUUGCUAACUUUAGCUCACUGGGUAUUGUGAUUGGAGGCCUAUCCUCUAUAUGCCCAUCCAGAAGAGGGGAUGUCUCGUCCUUGGUGGUGAGAGCUAUGAUCACCGGGACUUGUGUUUCACUUGUCAAUUCUUGCAUUGCAGGGAUCCUCUUUGCUCCUCCACUUGACUGUGUCGGGCUGUUUCAGGGAUUUGCUUUUAAUGCCUCAGAUGGAAAUAUACAAACUUGCUGCAAAGACCUCUUUGAUAGCACUGUAAAAAAUGGGACCAUCUCAUUUGAAGGAAUGUGGACCAACGUAGCAAACGCCACUUUGUUUUUCUCCAGCUGUUGUAAGUGUUGUGGUCUCUCUGAUGUAGACGUUUGUAUGUAGUAGAGAUAAGUACAUAACACCCUCUGUUUUUCCAAUGUAAUUCAUGUUUGUUUGUUUUUCUCCAUCAAUCUAAAAAUGGAAGGCCUUUCUCCGUGUCUUUAAAAGAUGAAUGUACAUUUCAAGUUGUUUUCAUUUUAAAUCAAUUCAGGUAUGACUUUUAAUUAAAGUCAAAAAGAUUUAGAAGAAAAGCCUUCUGAAAUAUAUACCUCAAUCAAUACUCAGGCAUCAAAAGGUUGAUGAAUGUAAAUAUUGCAAAUAAAUUUGUGACACCGUUUUUUUUUUAUGUUUUUGACAAUUAACCAUACAAACAGUGAUGCUAUGUUUACAGACAAACCUAUAGAAAUGAAAGUGUGAGCUAUGCUUGGACAUAGUAUUUUACAUAUUUAUUUAAAAAAAAAAGCUGGCAUAACAAAUCAUAACAAAGACAGCACACACUGGAAAUUGAAUUUAUUCUUCUUUCUGAAGUACCCAUUCAUUUUUUCUCUCACUCACUCGCAUGUUUACAGUUUUCGUUCAAACAAAAUCAGAUAUUUAAUCCUAUUUAUGUACACAUAAAUACAACAGUUUGUUUCUAUGACACAAAACAUGAAAAUCUGCGAGUGUAAAUUUGAACCCCAUUUCAACGUAUUUCGGACUUUUCUGUAAUAAACAGUAAACUGUUUUUUAAUUGAUGGCAGCUAAAGCUUAAGAGUGGUAUUAUGGACUCAUUUGAAGACUCUGAUAGAUCAUUAAAAAAACUAUGCUUCCAGAAGUU
Molecule: messenger RNA, 2846 nt
Organism: Notolabrus celidotus (New Zealand spotty)
Lineage: Eukaryota; Metazoa; Chordata; Actinopteri; Labriformes; Labridae
Gene: slc28a1
Product: solute carrier family 28 member 1
Exons: 18
Coding region: 125-2092 (655 amino acids)
Biological process (GO): nucleoside transmembrane transport
Cellular component (GO): membrane
Molecular function (GO): nucleoside:sodium symporter activity
Source: RefSeq, a predicted model, not a curated record